This is a messenger RNA of Drosophila pseudoobscura, 1200 nucleotides long. RefSeq names its product calcium uptake protein 1 homolog, mitochondrial-like. The record is from RefSeq and is a predicted model, not a curated record. Gene Ontology annotation, molecular function: calcium ion binding. NCBI's taxonomy places the organism in Eukaryota, Metazoa, Arthropoda, Insecta, Diptera, Drosophilidae. The coding region runs from base 16 to 1011 and encodes 331 amino acids. Gene Ontology annotation, cellular component: uniplex complex. The transcript has a single exon. Gene Ontology annotation, biological process: calcium import into the mitochondrion; mitochondrial calcium ion homeostasis.
UCUCUCUCUCUCUUUAUGGGAAUCGUAUGCGACGGCACAACAUGGCACUUUCCAAGUGGAAAGAAAAACGACGAGACGACUCAUUCGGAAAGUCUUGGUCUGGAUCAGUAUCGUCGCUAUGACCCCAAGUCUGUUGGCGAACAACUGAACCUUCAUUUGGAGAAGAACAGCAUCUUCUAUAAGCUGGGUUCCUAUGGUCUCAUCACCUUCUCCGACUACAUUUUCCUGCUGACAGUGCUCUCAAUUUCCCGACGCCACUUUGAGAUUGCCUUCCGCAUGUAUGACCUGAAUGGCGACGGUGAUGUAGACUGUGAGGAAUUCGAGAUGGUGGCCACUCUGGUGAGAUCGCAGGCGAGCAUGCGUACCCGACAUCGUGAUCAUGCCAAUACGGGCAAUACCUUUAAGGGCGUGAAUUCCGCUUUGAUCACGUACUUCUUUGGCCCUAAUAUGGAUGAGAAGUUGACGAUUGAAAAGUUCUUGGACUUCCAAGAGCAGCUACAGCGUGAGAUCCUCUCUCUGGAGUUCGAGAGAAAAGAACCCAAUGAUGAUGGCAACAUCACGGAAGCUGAUUUCGCUGAGCUCCUUUUGGCCUAUGCGGAUUAUCCCUUGAAGAAGAAACAAAAGAAAUUGAAGCGUCGCUUCCGUGAUCAUGGCACGGGCAUAUCCAAGCAGGAUUAUCUGGACUUCUUCCACUUUUUGAACAACAUCAAUGACGUGGACACUGCCCUGACCUUCUACCACAUUGCGGGCAACUCCAUUGAUCAGCAAACGCUGCAGCAUGUAGCCAAGACAGUGGCUUUGGUCAAUCUAUCGGAUCACGUGGUGGAUGUUGUCUUCAUCAUCUUCGAUGAGAACAACGACAACCAGCUGAGCAACAAGGAAUUCAUUUCGGUGAUGAAGAAUCGCGUUCAACGCGGCCUGGAGAAGCCCAAGGAUACGGGUUUCCUCAAAAUGAUGCGUUCGGUGUUCAAGUGUGCCAAGGAGACCAAGCCCGUUCUCUUGGACAUAUAGUAAUGGGUUCGCGGGGGUCCUUUGUGGACUCUUCUUCUACUUGUGCCCCAAUCUUAGUCAUUUCUCCUACGCUUAUGGGUCUCUGCCUAAUUUAUGUUUUUUGUUUUUAAUUAUUCUCUACUGAAAUCGAUUUUAGCUUUAUCCCUAUCCUUGGGGGUUCUUUGACGAUGAUGAUUAUAUCUCUUGUAC